Plasmopara halstedii is the source of this 891-nucleotide messenger RNA. Its product is annotated as RWP-RK domain. Gene Ontology annotation, molecular function: DNA-binding transcription factor activity. Bases 1 to 891 code for a protein of 296 amino acids. Lineage: Eukaryota; Oomycota; Peronosporomycetes; Peronosporales; Peronosporaceae. The transcript has a single exon. The record is from RefSeq and is a predicted model, not a curated record.
AUGGCCACCAUGGCUUCUCCCUUCCUCAGUGUCGACGAUUUGCUUAUGGGCGAGAUACUCAUGUCACUCAAGCGGGAUAGCCCGGCCCCGCACUUUAAACUCGAGUCGGAAUCACAGCUACCCAGUUAUCGCAGCAAGCUGAAUGGUCUGUCCGUAGAGGUUGCUCCACCUCCUUCAACAUUCCCUUCUGAUGCCGACAGUCCAGUCGAUGUCUUCAGUCUCGACGCAUUCCGUUCCGUGAGUCCUAUGGCCUACAAACUGCCAUUGCACCCUGCAACACCUUUGAAUGUCACCGCCUCACCCACUUUACCGUCUAUGUCUGUCACACCACGAGGAAGUAACAAACGAUACGGUCCAGUGGUGCAGUUGGAAGACUUGAGAGAGUGUUUUAACAUGCCUAUCGCCGCUGUUGCACGUAAAUUUGGCAUCUGCGCGACGUUGUUAAAAAAGAUUUGUCGCCGCCACGGUAUUCAGCGCUGGCCACACCGUCAGAUUCGCAGUUUACAAAAGAGUAUCGAUAUGCUACGCGAGUCGUUACGAGUGGCUAAGGGUACGAAUAAAGAGUACAUUCUCAAAAAGAUUGCAACUUUCGAAUGCACACUCGAUUGUAUAAUGCAAGAUCCUAACACAGCAGCUAAGGGGAUUACAACUGGUCGAUUGGCAUCCCCCGCAACGGAAGAAUUUGCUAAGCGCGGAAGUCGCGUCAAGAACUCGACGAAAGCAGUAGCAAUGCCUACAUUGCAAACCUCUUUGUCUGACAAUGAAGAGAGUGCAAAAAACGCGCCAUUAACGCAGGACUGGACACCUAGCAUCGUACCUGGGCCAUCUGCACAGCGUCUCAAUUCGCGCCGUGCUAGUGUGCCGAUGUCACUACAGUCUAUUUUGUGCUAA